AUGGAAGAAUCAGGAUAUAAACCGGACUGUGAGGUCGGAGUUCUGACUCCAGUGGCCACACAGCUUGGAAGCUGUGUAACCCAAGUAAUUAAUGAAUGCCAAAGGCAGCAACUGGAGUCUGUGAGCUACUCUUCUCGCUACGCUCUGGGCCUCUUUUAUGAAGCUGGUACGAAGAUUGAUGUCCCUUGGGCCGGGCAGUACAUCACCAGUAAUCCCUGCAUACGCUUCAUCUCCAUUGAUAAUAAGAAACGCAAUAUAGAGUCCUCAGAAGUCGGACCUUCCCUGGUGGUUCACACCACUGUCCCGUUCGGAGUUACAUACUUGGAGCACAGCACCGAGGACGUGCAGGAGCUCAUCUUCCAGCAGCUGGAAAGCAUUCUGCCAGGUCUGCCUCAGCCAGUUGCCACCACGUGCCAGAAAUGGAGACAUUCCCAGGUUACAAAUGCCCCUGACAACUCUCAUGGCCAGUUGACCCUUCAUCUGGAACCUUCCCUCGUGUGUGGAGGGGAUGGGUUCACCCAGUCCAACUUCGACGGCUGCGUCUCUUCUGCCCUGUGUGUUCUGGAAGCUUUAAAGAACCAUGUUUAGCACCUGGAUCUUUAUUCUCUAUAUGAGCUUGCGGUUUGGGGGUUCACAAUUCCCCGUGAUCGAUUAUUUUGUUUUCUAUUUUGUUGAGAGAAAUUACUGGAAAAUGUCUCAUAUGGGGUAUAAAAUUGAUUUCAUGAUUCUGAUAUUUACCACCCAUGUUACAAUGAAGAUUCUUUGUACCAUGCACCUUUCACGGGGGUUCUGAAUUGCCAUGAAUACUCCUGGUUAAAGAAAAAUAAUGUUUAAGAAUAACAAAGGACCCUUCCCCCAAAAGAGCGUGUCAAAUCAAAAUAAUAGUUCAUGUUCCAGGCCUUUAUUCUUUUGAGAAUUUCAAUUCCAAAUAAAGAAUAAUUAUUAUCAAAUCUUCA
Hyaena hyaena (striped hyena) is the source of this 956-nucleotide messenger RNA. It is a transcript of the gene RNLS, whose product is annotated as renalase, FAD dependent amine oxidase. NCBI's taxonomy places the organism in Eukaryota, Metazoa, Chordata, Mammalia, Carnivora, Hyaenidae. The record is from RefSeq and is a predicted model, not a curated record. Gene Ontology annotation, cellular component: extracellular region. Gene Ontology annotation, molecular function: oxidoreductase activity, acting on NAD(P)H. The transcript has 4 exons. The coding region runs from base 1 to 588 and encodes 195 amino acids.